AUGUUAAACGUUUUGUUAGAAUGCGUUCGGGUCGCCUAUGCUUUAAUUGAAUUUGUCUUGAAUUAUUUAUCAAGUCCAACAGCCUUUAUAAAAUCGUUUUUUGACGGUAACGAUCCAGAAGUAAAAUCCACCUGCAAUAUUCGAUAUCCAAAACAUUUGGCUGUGCUUUACACGGAGAAAUCGUCAAUUUGUUUGGAAACACUGUGUGAUUUGUUAAUGGAAAGUGCAAAUGCGGGUAUAAAGGAAAUUAGUGUCUAUGAUCCAUGGUCACAUAUCCAACAGAAUCAGUACAAACUGAAAGCAUUGAGUGAAAAUUUGAAAUACGAUCGAAAAAUUCAGAAGAAAGCACGAAAUUUCAAUCGUCCUACACUACGAUUCAGUUCGCCUGAUUACGAUGAUUUGAACGAUUGUGAGGAUGACCGAUAUUGCAUUCAGAGGGAGACUCCAGCUGCAACACUCAAAGUGAAUUUGUUGGGAAAGGAAUCUGGAAAGAAAGCACUGGUGAAGAUAUGUCGAAAGCUAUGCACCAGUAAGGGCAGUGAUGGCGAUAACAACAACAACAAGAAUGCGUCGAUACUAGGCACAGAUCAAAUUUGCAAGGCAUUGUCCGACGAAAGUCUAUCGGAGCCGGAUUUUUUGUUGAAAGUGGGUCGUAUAAGCUCGAUGUGUGGCUAUCCGCCGUGGUGUUUACGUGUAACGGAAAUAUUUCCGAUGCGGCACUUACGAGGUCGAUUGAAUAGGAGGCAAUUUGCUCAACUUAUGGAGCAGUUUUCGAGACGUGAUCAGCGAUUCGGACGAUGA
Messenger RNA from Anisakis simplex (herring worm), 801 nucleotides. The record is from the annotation of a GenBank genome assembly. NCBI's taxonomy places the organism in Eukaryota, Metazoa, Nematoda, Chromadorea, Rhabditida, Anisakidae.